AUGUGAAAAUGGUUUUUCACUCAUCUGAUAAACAGAAAAAAAAAAUUAAAAAAAGUGUCUAAAAAUUUUCAUCAACAAUGAGCACUGCUGGUCAGGUUAUCCGUUGCAAAGCUGCGGUGGCAUGGGAGGCUGGGAAGCCACUGUCAAUAGAAGAAGUGGAAGUGGCACCUCCCCAGAAGCAUGAAGUCCGUAUUAAGAUUCUCUUCACUUCUUUAUGCCACACUGAUGUCUACUACUGGGAGUGUAAGGGUUACACUCCUCUGUUUCCUCGCAUACUUGGUCAUGAAGCCUCCGGGAUUGUGGAGAGUGUGGGUGAGGGUGUGAGUGAUCUGAAACCAGGUGAUCAUGUGCUCCCUAUCUUCACUGGAGAGUGCAAGGAAUGUCGCCACUGCCUGUCAGAAGAAACCAAUAACAUGUGCGACCUCCUUAGGAUCAAUUGCGACCGAGGUGUUAUGCUUGCGGAUGGCAAAACCAGAUUUUCCAUCAACGGGAAGCCUAUCUACCACUUUGUUGGCACCUCAACUUUUAGCCAAUACACUGUCGUCCAUGUUGGCCAGGUUGCCAAGAUCAAUCCAAAUGCCCCGCUUGACAAAGUCUGCCCUAUUAGCUGCGGAAUAUGCACUGGUUUUGGGGCCACUGUGAAUGUUGCUAGACCCAAAAAGGGCCAAACUGUUGCAAUUUUUGGACUGGGUGCUGUUGGUCUCGCCGCUGCUGAAGGUGCAAGGGUUUGUGGGGCUUCUCGGAUUAUCGCUGUUGAUUUGAACCCCAGAAGAUUCGAAGAAGCUAAGAAGUUCGGUAUUAAAGAAUUUGUGAAUCCAAAAGAUUACAACAGGCCUGUUCAAGAGGUGAUUGUUGAGAUGACUGGCGGAGGAGUGGAUCGCAGUGUCGAGUGUACGGGAAGCGUGGAGGCCAUGAUUUCCGCAUUUGAGUGUGUCCAUGAUGGUUGGGGUGUUUGUGUACUUGUCGGUGUGCCAAAGAUUGAUGAUGCAUUCAAGACUCAUCCAAUGAAUCUGCUGAGUGAGAGGACUCUCAAGGGUGCUUUCUAUGGCAACUACAAACCUCUCACUGAUAUUCCUAUGGUUGUCGACAAAUACUUGAACAAGGAGCUGGGGCUGGAUAUGGACAAGUUCAUCACUCACUCUGUCUCUUUGCCCGACAUCAACAAGGCAUUUGACUACAUGCUCCAGGGCAUAGGUCUUAGAUGCUUGAUUCUCAUGGAUGCUUAGGGAACUGCAUGCAGCUUUAUAUUGCUCCAUCCAUGGAUGAAAACUCUAUCUUGUAUUAUGUGUAACAUUUUUGUGUCUAUUUAGCUAUCUUACCAGGUUAUCAAGACUACUCUUAUCAAUAUAAAACUCUAACUAUGUAGAGUUUUGUAUUAUGUGCUGAGAGAAUAAAUAUGUUGCAAUAACGUGGUUUGCCGUUAUGAAAUAAAUUUCUACUACUAAUAUUUUCCAAA
Messenger RNA from Durio zibethinus, 1456 nucleotides. RefSeq names its product alcohol dehydrogenase class-P-like. The record is from RefSeq and is a predicted model, not a curated record. Gene Ontology annotation, cellular component: cytosol. Gene Ontology annotation, biological process: formaldehyde catabolic process. Lineage: Eukaryota; Viridiplantae; Streptophyta; Magnoliopsida; Malvales; Malvaceae. Gene Ontology annotation, molecular function: zinc ion binding; S-(hydroxymethyl)glutathione dehydrogenase [NAD(P)+] activity; alcohol dehydrogenase (NAD+) activity.